Daldinia loculata is the source of this 7768-nucleotide messenger RNA. RefSeq lists its product as uncharacterized. The record is from RefSeq and is a predicted model, not a curated record. Gene Ontology annotation, biological process: fatty acid biosynthetic process; secondary metabolite biosynthetic process. Gene Ontology annotation, molecular function: fatty acid synthase activity; 3-oxoacyl-[acyl-carrier-protein] synthase activity. NCBI's taxonomy places the organism in Eukaryota, Fungi, Ascomycota, Sordariomycetes, Xylariales, Hypoxylaceae. Bases 1 to 7326 code for a protein of 2441 amino acids. The transcript is spliced from 7 exons.
AUGGAUCAUUAUAGUCCCCAAGAGCUUGACUGCGUCUUAUUUGGCCCAACCGUGGUUCAAUGGACUCAAGAAACUCUCAAGAGUAUGCAACACAUGUUGCAAAAGCAACCAGAGCUAAAGUUCCUCCGCGAAGCAUUGAUAGAACUUCCUUCCCUGUGGCCAAUUCUUCAGGGGAGCGAUGCUAGUCUUCCUGUCUCAGGACUUGAAGCCCUACAAGAACUAUCUGGCUUCGCAAUAGGGACUGGCCUACUUGAUGUUACGUCCAUUUCGAACAUCCAUCUUGCUUCCUUAACUAUUAUUUCCCAAGCAACCGAGUUCAUUAGUUCGACUGGCCUCCUAAAUAGCUAUAAAGCCGACGGACAAGGCAUCGAUCCUUCAUGGGAACUUCCAAAGCUUCGAGCGGUUCAGGGAUUCUGCCUCGGAUUUCUAUCUUCUGCCGCCGUAGCGUGCUCAAGGAAUUGUAUGGAUCUCGAGAAGAACUUUUCCGUCGCAAUACGCAUUGCUGUAUGUAUCGGCAUGGUAGUCGAAGCAGAAAAUCUAGCACAUAGACAUGAGGAACGUAUGGUAGCGCUCUCUGUUAGUUGGAAGACAGACACGGACAGAACCUAUUUGGAGGCCUGUCUCGACAUGUACCCUAGGGCCUAUGUAUCCUGCCUCACAGACGAAAGAUGUAUCACUAUUACCUUGCCAAGAGACGAUCUUCCCGGCUACAUCAGCCAAAUUCGACAGGCGAGUAUAACGACCCAGCCUAUCGGACUGCAUGGUGGUUUUCACAACGAGAGAUACGCCCGAGCUGCCAAAGCACUUGGGGAUCUUUUUAAAGAUCAGAGCAUUUUCCAGCUGCCCGAUUCUAGCGAUCUCAUGUACGCCUUGAGAUCCAAUGGCGACGGAAAGGUGCUCAAGUCAGGGCGUCUGCAUGACAUUGCCAUAGACACAAUCUUGUCCAAAAGAUGCCAUUGGUUCCAGGUAGUCAAAAAUACCCUGGAGGAGCUACCUCCUAAUGUUUGCCUACUCCCUAUUGGCAAAGGGUCCUUCGUACCUAGAUCAUUAUCAAGCAAAAAGAGGAUUCCCAAUGAUCUCACCUCGCAAGGAUCCUCCGUUUCUCCGGUCAACUUCCCCAGUAGCCCAACGGAAGAAAUUGCAGUCAUCGGGAUGUCUUGUCGUUUUCCAUCUGCUAACUCGUCUGUCGAGUUCUGGCAAAUGCUCUUGCAGGGGAAAACCAGUAUCGGCAGAGUAUCUCCUAAGCGGUUCGACACAUCUAAUAUCAACCGGGAACCGAAGGAUAUGAAGUUUUGGGGGAACUUUCUUGACGACCAAGUUGCUGCAGCAUUCGAUCAAAGAUUCUUUGGUCUACUAAGCCUCGAAGCCAAGUCCAUGGAUCCGCAACAGAGACUCGUCCUCCAAGUUGCAUACGAAGCCCUUGAAUCUGCGGGUUAUUACAGCCCAGCCCCCCGAACCUCGGAAGUUGGGUUCUAUCUCGGGGUAGGUUCUGUGGACUACGAAGGUAAUGUGGCAUCUAAAGAUGCAACCGCCUUUUCUGCCCUUGGAACUCUUCGGGCAUUUCUCAGCGGGCGAGUAAGUCAUCAUUUCGGGUGGUCUGGCCCUUCCCUCACCAUUGAUACGGCUUGUUCGUCUUCUGCUGUAGCCAUUCAUACAGCCUGUCUGGCCCUCCUUACCAAUGAGUGCUCCAUGGCCUUGGCAGGUGGUGUCAAUGUCAUCACCUGUCCAACAUUAUACCAAAACUUGGCCGCAGCGUCCUUUCUGAGUCCAAGCGGGUCAUCCAAAGCCUUUGAUGCGUCCGCUGAUGGUUACUGCCGAGGAGAAGGCGCCGGUAUUGUCAUUCUGAAGCGCCUAUCCGAGGCGCUCGCGGAUGGAGAUCUCAUAUUAGGGGUAAUUUCUGGUUCUGCCGUGAAUCAGGGAUCUAAUUGUUCUCCCAUUACCGUUCCACAUUCUGAGUCUCAAACCAAGCUUUAUCGGCAGGCAUUAUCACGCGCCUCGAUAAAUGCCCAAGAGGUGACGUACGUGGAGGCACAUGGCACAGGCACUCCAGUCGGCGACCCUAUUGAGUACGAGAGCAUACGUAUGGCGUUCGCCAGUGCAUCUCGUCCAAGCAAACUCUUCUUAGGUUCGGUUAAAGACAAUGUAGGCCAUACCGAGGCAGCCUCCGGAGUGACAGGCUUGAUCAAGUGUUUACUGAUGAUGGAACACGGCAUCAUCCCUAAACAGGCCAACUUUUGCAACUUGAAUCCCAAGAUAAAGGAGUCGGAACAAAUUGUAAUUCCACAAUCGACACAGUCGUGGCCGGGUCGCCGUGUGGCUCUUAUCAACAACUAUGGUGCAGCAGGCAGCAAUGCAGCACUUGUUCUGAGGGAACACGUGCCAGUGAGUCAGGGCAGUACUAUUAAAGAACUUGAACUCAGUAUACCAUGCCCGUUGCUUGUAGCGGCAAAGUCUCAGGAGAGCCUCGCGUUAUAUCUGGAUGCUCUGAGAGAGUGGCUCCCAGGGUAUGCAGGAUCCUUUGCCAAUUUAAUGUUUAACAUUGCGCGGAAACAGAACCCAUCAUUCCAUCAUCGGUUAGCCAUCACGGCAAGAAGCGGUUCAGGGCUCAUUUCGCAACUCGACGCGCGGUCAUCUAAACUAUCAGAAAGAAAUAAGCUAGAUGGUAAAAAAUAUCCAGUCAUUCUAUGCUUCGGUGGCCAGAAUGGACGUAUCGCCACUAUUUCCAAGGAAGUCUACGAUAAUUCGAAAUCAUUGCAAAAUCACCUGGACAAAUGCAACAAAGCAUGCCAAUCCCUUGGCCUUCCGAACAUAUAUCCCGGGAUCUUCGAUGAUAAACCCCAAGGAAACCUCGCCGUUCUUCAUUGCACCCUCUUCAGCAUCCAAUAUGCCACGGCUAUGACUUUGAUUGACAGUGGAGUUGAGAUAGACACCCUAGUCGGACACAGCUUUGGACAGUUGACAGCCUUGUGCAUCGCUGGCUCAAUAUCGUUAGGAGAUUCUUUGAAAUUCAUUUCAGGUCGCGCUCAUCUUCUAACAGAUGCUUGCGGGGACGAAGCCGGUCGUAUGAUUUCGGUAGAAUCGAGUCUCGACGAUUUAAACGCAAUAAUCAGCCUAGUCAACUCGAAACCGGGUUACCGCGUGGAAAUAUCCUGCUAUAAUGGACCACGGAGCUUUGUGUUAGGUGGAAACGAAGAAUCGAUGAAAUGCCUUGAGCAACAGUGCACAACCAGGGGCACGAUAUUUCACAAGCUAAAGAAUACCCAUGCUUACCACUCAUACGUUGUUGACCAUAUCCUUCCAAAGCUGAGGACGCUAGCGAGCUCCAUCAGUAUUAAGGCGCCUGCAAUGCGGAUGGAGACGUGCUCCAAAGGUAGCACGUGGACCAAGUUCACUUCAGAGGAGAUUAUACAACAUACACGCGAUCCGGUAUAUUUCGCUGACGCGGUGCAAAGAAUUAACCAACGAGUUCCCUCGGCUGUCUGGAUUGGGGCUGGUUCUGCAUCGCCUGUCAUCCCAAUGGCUCGUCGUGCCCUCGGAUCCAGUGCAGAAGCAGAAAACGUAUUUGUCCAUCUUAAUCUGAGUAGCUCCAACGCCCUCUCUCAGCUCUCAGAUGCAGUUUGUCAGCUAUGGGAAGCUGGAUCAAAAGCCCAAUAUUGGCCAUUCCAGGGGUCUCACGGUAACUGGAAAAAUAUUAGUGUCCCCCCUUACCAGUUUGAGAAAGUUCAACAUUGGAUUGACUACAAACCUCCAUCCGCCGGGAACAAAACUAUCACAAGUCACGAUCUAAGUUAUAAUAAGCCCUUGCUCAUGAGAGAUUCCGAUAAAAAGCUUUUCAUAGUCAACAAAGCCAGUGGAUCUUUCGACCUUGGGGUACGCGGCCAUGCCGUAGUGAAGCAAAGCCUGUGUCCAGCUUCCAUGUAUGUCGAACUCGCAGUCAUGGCCGCACAAAUUGUAUUGGGGACCAAGGAGGGGCAUACUCCCCAGAUCAAGGAUUUGACAAUGGAUGCGCCUUUGGGGCUAGGGCUAGAAAGCCCCCUAUAUCUGCAGUUAUGUGACUUGUCAAAUACCUCCUGGGUUUUCCGCGUUUUCACGGGUUCGAAAGAAGGACUACCAGAGACAUACCAUGCAAGUGGCGAAGUUUGCCUGAUUCCAUUUGGAGACCCGAUCUUAGCAACUCGUAUAGAACUCUCCAAGCGCCUCGCCAGGAACGCCCGGACCCAACAAAUUCAGGAGUCACCGCAGACAUCCACAGUAAGUGGUCCUAUGGUAUACCAACUCUUCUCGGAUGUAGUCAACUACGCCACAUACUACCAAGGAGUCGAAUCGGUGUCCGCGAAAGGGAACGAAGCGAUCGGCUUGGUAAAGGUCCCUGAACGGCCGGUCACGCUGGAUCAUAUCGCAGGUGUUCAUGUCAAUUGUCUCUCGGACCGACGGAAUAACCAGGUAUUCGUCUGUACGAAGAUGGAGGAGCUGUUGGUUUCCAAGGCAUUUACCCAGAACAAAGUCGUUAACCGAUCCUGGAAUGUCUACUCGAAAUAUCACCAAUCCCCAGAUGAGAACAGCGUGAUUAACGAUAUUUUCGUUUAUGACAUACUCACUAAAGAUUUAAUUCUGGUGAUUAUGGGCGCUACCUUCAAAGGGGUUGCAUUCAAGUCCCUAGAGCGAAGUCUUUCGAGAUUGAAUAAGGCUGGUACGCCGAAAGACCAUAUAUUGACUACCAUAGACUCCGGCUAUCAAUCUCCAGCCAUCGAGAGCUUGGACACUCCAACUAGUGACACAAAUGAUACGACACUAGCUUCAGAUAGUGAGGAAACACAGCGAAAGGAGAACCCGACCCUCCAAAAACUACGAAUGAUGUUUAGCGAAAUCAUGGAGAUUCCGUUGGAUGAAAUUGGACUGACAUCGACCCUUGAUGAACUCGGCGUUGACUCACUCAUCGCUACGGAGGUACUCGCAGAAACAAAUAAGCGAUUCAAUCUCUCAAUCACUGCCGUAGAGUUUCAACAGUUCGGCGACGUGCAAUCAUUGUACCUUUACAUUCAGCCAAAUGGGGUUUCGGAAAUACCCGCUGUCUCUAGACAACGAGUAGGCGGGUUUAGCCAAGCCCAAACCCAAACUAUCGAGGAGUCUAUAAACAUAGCAGAUACGGAAACUGCUUCUCAAGAUAACUUCGCCGAAUUGAGCCAGGGAUACUUCUCGGACGUACGAGGUACAAUGAGCAGUUAUGCAGACGAGACGGGAUUCAGAAACUUCUGCAAAAACGUAUUGCCAUUACAAAACGAACUUGUCACUACCUAUAUUAUCGAAGCAUUCGCCACGUUGGAGUGCUCAAUAGCCAAAGUACGAGAGGGUGGUAAGGUAAAGCCUAUUCUCUAUGAACCAAAACACCAAAAGGUCGUCACUCGACUAUAUGAGAUUCUGGAGGAACAGGGACUAGUCGCGUGCGAGAAUGGCGACUACAUUCGCACAGCAAAGGCCGUCUCAAGUGCCCGAUCUUCGACGCUAUACGACUCGAUGAUCCAACUUUUCCCGGCCCACAGCUCGGAAACGAAGCUGCUUCAUACUACGGGGCACAGACUAGCAGACUGUCUAUCCGGUGCGGCGAGCCCCCUGUCUCUCAUCUUCCAAAACGCCACGGCCCGCUCGUUGCUGGAGGAUGUAUACACCAACGCGCCGAUGUUCAAAGCCGCAACGAUGCUCCUAGCCCAGUAUUUGGCCGGGUUGCUGCAGCGCUCGGCGGGAAACCGCAGGAUCCGCAUUCUCGAGCUCGGGGCUGGCACCGGCGGCACUACCAAGUACCUCGUGAAGAAGCUCCAAGCCGCGGGACGCGAUUUCACAUACACGUUCACAGACCUAUCUCCGUCGCUAGUAGCAGCCGCGCGUCGCAAAUUUUCUGACUGCCCCUUCAUGGAGUACGAAGUCAUGGAUAUCGAGAAACAGCCGGAUGCGCGAUUUCUCGGUGUCUUCGAUAUUGUGGUAUCAAGCAAUUGCAUCCACGCAACCAGGGACCUAGUCCUUUCGACAACAAAUAUCCGCAAAAUGCUGAAUGCGGACGGCAUUCUGUGCCUCGUGGAGCUCACGCAGACGCUGCCCUGGUUCGACCUGGUCUUUGGCUUGCUCGAAGGCUGGUGGCUGUUCAAUGACGGCCGUCGGUAUGCGCUGGCCGACGAAUAUCAUUGGGACCGUGUCCUACGUGAAGCCGGCUUCCAGUAUGUGGACUGGUCGGACAAUACGGAACCCGAGUCUGCCAUCCUCAGAGUCAUUGUAGCCUCAGCUUCGAGCAGGCUGGCUUCGUCGCAGAAUUGUACUGCUGAUACGAUGGAGACAGUGGUAUUCAAGCACGUAGACGGCUUAGAUCUUCACGCAGACAUCUACUACCCAACCGACACAGUGGAGCAGCACAAAAAGCUUCCAGUGGCUCUGAUGAUCCACGGCGGAGGGCAUAUCAUGCUAUCCCGCAAGGACGUGAGGCCAGACCAGACAAAGCUCCUCUUAGAAAAGGGGUUCCUUCCCAUCAGCAUAGAUUACAGGCUCUGCCCAGAAACGACUCUACAGGGGGGUCCCAUGAAAGAUGUAGCCGAUGCUCUUAAAUGGGCCAGGACGAUUCUUCCAAAUAUGCCCCUUCGGAGGCUGGAUAUCAAACCGGACGGCGGAAGGGUUGUAAGUAUUGGCUGGUCCACCGGUGGCUUUCUGGCUCUAUCCCUCGGCUGGAAUGCGCCUAGAGGCAUCAACGCUCCAGACGCCACCUUGGCGUUGUACUGCCCCAGCGACUACGAGGACGACUUCUGGAUGAAGCCGAAUAUCCCCGCAGGCACGGAUGCGGCGGCAGCACAGUUCCGAACUGACGAUAUAUGGGAUGGCGUCUUUGAGGAGCCCAUCACAAGGUACAAUAUUGCAGCCAGUAAACGCGCCAUCGGAGGCUGGCUAGCCCCGGGUGACUCUAGGAGCAAGGUCAGCCUUUACAUGAAUUGGCGGGGGCGAACGCUUCACGUUCUACUACGGGGACUAGAUCGGGCUACGCGUGUGGAACCGCCGGCGCCAUCUCGUUCGUUAAUCGAGACAGUCAGCUUAUACCCUCAGGUCCGAAGUGGCAGGUACACGUCGCCGAGUUUUCUCAUACACCCGAGACAGGACGAUUUGAUUCCCUGGGAACAGGCGCACAGGACCUACACUGUGAUGGCAGAAGCAGGCGUCGAGGCAGAAUUACGUGUGUUGGAAGAUGUUGGACACCUAUUCGACACGGUUCGGGGCUGGGAGUCUAAUAAAGCAGCUGCGAGGGCUGUGAGGGACGGCUACGAUUUUCUCUGCAGACAUGUUGGUCUCUGAUGGUGUAAGUAUGAUAGGACACGGUAUUCACACUAUUGUGAGAUUAUGCAUACCAAGGUACCUCUUUACCAAAGGUAACCCAUCUAGAUACACACCCCAUUGAUGUGCUAUGAUGAUGUAGAUUAUCUCAGUAGAUAAUUUUACACAUAUCCGCCCGAGAGGCGCAUCUACAGCACGUGAGAUGUCUAUAGUACUUCCUUCGAGAGAAACAGAGCUAGAGUCUUGUCUGCCAUAUGAGAUCUUCCUCAUCCUGCCUAUAUCAUUGCUCUACCUAGUGGCGGGAUUUACACUAGGAGAAGGAAACCCGCCGGACAUGCCUUCUAAUAACGGGUCAGGACCGCCCCUGUCAGCACCCGAAAAUGCCCAGAGGAAAUAUUGAUGCACUAUAAGGUAAAUACCUAGCAUUAGGUACUGUUUGAACUGAGACCUACAUGUAUGUACC